Messenger RNA from Etheostoma cragini (Arkansas darter), 862 nucleotides. Its product is annotated as WD repeat-containing protein 88-like. Gene Ontology annotation, molecular function: protein binding. NCBI's taxonomy places the organism in Eukaryota, Metazoa, Chordata, Actinopteri, Perciformes, Percidae. The transcript has 7 exons. The record is from RefSeq and is a predicted model, not a curated record. Bases 1 to 711 code for a protein of 236 amino acids.
AUGAAGGUGAAGAAGCAAAAUCAUCACGGCUCCUCCAUCACGCGGUGUCGCUUUGACCCCCAGAGCCGGACCGUUGCCACGGCGUCGGCAGACCGCCACGUCAAGCUGUGGGACCUGGUGGCCCACAGGACCACGGUCAACAUCAACAGUAACCACGGCAACGUCGUGUCUGACUGCUGCUUCACCACCAGCGGGAACUUCCUGUGCACGGCGUCGUGGGACAGGACGUUAAAGCUGUGGGACCUGCAGGCCGGACGCUUCCGGUCUCAGGGCGGGACGGCGCUGCAGAGAGGCCACGAAGGCAGCGUGAGCUCCUGCAGCUUCUCUGCCGACGGCGGCCUGCUGGUGUCUGGCUCCUAUGACAGGACUGUUGCACUCUGGGAGAUGUCGUCCCUCUGCCAGACUCUCAUCCUGAGGGGCCACAGUGAUUGGGUGACAGAUGUGUCAAUCAGCGCUGACAGGAAGUUGGUGGUCUCCGCCUCCAAGGACAGAACGGUGAGGUUAUGGGACAUCGAAAACAUGGAAGAAGUCCCACAAGUCCUGGAGAAGACGAGGACGGAAGGUACCGGAAUCCACAUCCUCAAGUGUGAGGAGUGUGGGGCGGCCUUCCCAGUCUCCCGGCUGCAGACCUCCGAGCUGCUGACUCGCUGCGUCUUCUGUCGACUCAACACGCCGUCCAAGUACCGCCCGCAGCCGCCGCCGCUCAUGUGACUUCCUGUCCCGGGAUCAGAGGUCAGCCACGCACCAAGCCUUCAGAGUGACUUCCUGUCCCGGGGUCAGAGGUCAGCCACGCACCAAGCCUUCAGAGUGACUUCCUGUCCCGGGGUCAGAGGUCAGCCACGCACCGUGCUUUCAGAGUGAC